Quercus robur (English oak) is the source of this 1711-nucleotide messenger RNA. Its product is annotated as aluminum-activated malate transporter 8-like. The transcript has 6 exons. Gene Ontology annotation, biological process: malate transport. The record is from RefSeq and is a predicted model, not a curated record. Gene Ontology annotation, cellular component: plant-type vacuole membrane. NCBI's taxonomy places the organism in Eukaryota, Viridiplantae, Streptophyta, Magnoliopsida, Fagales, Fagaceae. The coding region runs from base 75 to 1361 and encodes 428 amino acids.
UCAAGAUCGGAAACCCCUCUCUCUCUCUCUCUCUCUCUCAACCAUUGCAAUCUUGCAUUUUUCAAUCCAUAGCAAUGAAUAUUGCUGAUCCAAAGAUUGAAAAUGCUGGACCUUUCACUCGUGCAUGUGGAUGGCACAAGCUAUUGCCUAAUAAGAUAGUCGAGAUGGCAAAGAAGAUUAAGAAACUGGGACAAGAUGAUCCACGGAGAAUUAUCCAUUCGCUAAAAGUAGGACUGGCUCUCACAUUGGUUUCCUUAUUCUACUACAUCCAACCACUCUAUGAUCGUAUUGGCGAAAAUUCAAUAUGGGCUGUCAUAACAGUCAUUCUUGUCUUUGAGUUUUCUGUUGGAGCAACUCUAGGAAAAGGCUUAAACAGGAUGCUAGCAACGUUGUCAGCUGGUGCUCUAGGUGUUGGAGUUCAUCACCUAGCAACUCUCUCUGGUGAGAAAGGAGAGCCCAUUGUACUUGGAUUCUUCGUCGCUAUGAUAGCUGCAACAGUAACAUUUGUGAGAUUCUUUCCCACGAUGAAGGCGAGGUAUGAUUAUGGGCUGCUCAUAUUCAUAUUGACUUUCUCUUUAGUAUCUGUUUCGGGUUACCGAGAAGAUAAGGUGUUACAAAUGGCCCAUCAGAGGGUAACCACAAUCAUCAUGGGUAGCAUUAUCGCUAUUGUUAUAUGCAUCUGUAUACGUCCCGUUUGGAUUGGAGAGGAACUUCAAAAUCUAAUAGCUAACAACAUUGAAAAGCUUGGGAAUUUCUUACAAGGAUUUGGGAGUGAAUUCUUCAAAAUUUCAGAAGAUAGGCAGCCCUUGAGUGAUAUAGCAUUUAUUCAAGGAUAUAAAAGCCUUCUCACUUCGAAAAACAAUGAAGAAACUAUGGCUAAUCUAGCAAGAUGGGAAAUGUGGCACCUUCGUUUUGGGCUCUUUCAUCCUUGGAAACAAUAUGUUAAAAUUGGAACCCUAACUUGGCAAUGCGCCUACAAAAUUGAAGCUCUUAACAACUACCUUAACUCUAAGAUUCAAACGCUUAAUGAGUUUGGACGCAAAAUUCAAGAGCCAAGCACAAAAAUCUGCUCAGAAUCUGGAAAAGCUCUUAGGGAAUUAGCAUCAGCAGUCAAAAAAAUGAACCAACCAACAUCAGUUAAUGCACACAUUGAAAACUCAAAAACCGCUAUUGAAAAUCUGAAAUUCAUGCUUGAUACAUACCAUUUGGAAGAUGCUGAUCUCCAAGAGAUCAUGCCAUCUGCAGAAGUUGCUUUAACUCUAAUUGAUGUUGUACCAUGCAUCGUGAAGAUUGCCGAUGCAGUUCAAGAAUUAGCGUCCCUUGCACAUUUCAAGACUCCGGCCACAAGAGUGUCACCAUAACAACCAUAUGUAUGUGCUCCAUUGAUCAGAGAAUUGCUGCCACUUUCUGAUGGUUUAUAUUCGAUCUGUUGGAGUUAGUGGAUUUUUCUAUUAAGUCCAACUCGGGAACAAGAAUAAUAUUGUCUUUUGAUAAUAUAAGAAGCUCGAUCUAAUCCUUCAGCUGUGAAAUGCUCAUCUUGAGGGGAGUGUUACUGUUAGUAUAAUAAUGGUAAUAAAGACUGAACAAGAAAAAGAUAAUGGAUAGAGAUUGAUCAUGCUCGAUCUAAUUCUAUUACUGUAGAAUUUGUGUCAAUAAAUGUGUAGUUUUUCUCAAGGAUUGGGGAAUGUCAUGGACUUGCCUUUGUUUUGUA